Molecule: messenger RNA, 468 nt
Organism: Stereum hirsutum FP-91666 SS1
Lineage: Eukaryota; Fungi; Basidiomycota; Agaricomycetes; Russulales; Stereaceae
Exons: 1
Source: RefSeq, a predicted model, not a curated record
GGCUGGCGUCACCGUGACAUCAGCCUCGGCAACAUCAUGAUCUACAAAGAACGUGGAUUCCUUAUUGACUGGGAGCUCGCUCAGCGCCCGCACCUGAUGAACACAGGGAAGCCCAGACUGCCGGACCAGACGGGUACUUGGAGAUUCAUCUCGGCAGCCAGACAGCUCGACCCACUGAGCGCGCCGCACCUCGCUAUGGACGACAUGGAGUCCGUGUUCUGGGCCUUCCUCUACCUUGCACUUAGGUAUGGCAAUCACGAUUUGAGCGGCGAACGGAUAAAGGAACGACUCCAGGUGAUCUUCGAGGAGAGGUCCGUGGCCGAUGGUAUAAUGCGAGGCGGCAACGCCAAAAACAAUGUCAUGACAGAUUCCCAGCCUUGGCCCAACGCGACUAUACCCACCCGGUUCACUCCCAACGCUCUCAACAAUGUCCUCAUAUCUAUGCGAGAUGCGUUUCAACCCCGGUAU